This is a messenger RNA of Symbiodinium sp. CCMP2592, 1665 nucleotides long. NCBI's taxonomy places the organism in Eukaryota, Dinophyceae, Suessiales, Symbiodiniaceae. The record is from the annotation of a GenBank genome assembly.
AUGAAGAAUCGGACGGAAAGCUUGCGGGAAGGUACUGUCGAGGCCUUCUUGAGCGAGCUCGAAGCCAUUGUCUUCGGUGAGGGUGACGGUCGCCGGUCCAGUGAAUGCUGGCAACACCUGCACGCAGCCAAACCUUCGCGCAAGCUUGUGGGAAGGUUAUUGCCUCUCGCAGGUGCAACUCUAUAUACUUGUGUCCCAGUGUCUGAAAGUGCCCGUGCUUCUGCAAAUCUUAGCGAUGGCAGUGCCAUUCGUGGGUCUGGCGACCGCCGGGGGCUCGUUGUCCCGGCUCUCAGAUCAAGCUUGCUCAUCGAGUCACGUCAGGAGGCCGCAAAUGCUGCAGUUCUCGCGGCUGUGCCUUGGGCUUCUGCCGAAAGCCGGAACGUUGCGAAUCACUGUCUGGAGACUUGGCUGGCUGAAUGCGGAAGCGGAAAUGAGCCUGCAAAUCCAAAGCAGAAAUCUCGAACUGGAGGUGUGGCGAAUGCAAGUUUGCAUGAGCUGCUGCCCCAAGCUCUCGCCGCAAUAAGGGCACAACUUCCUGUGUUCAACCCAAACAUGGACGGGAGCAGUAGCCUACCGCCAAGUCUGGCUGUUGCAAUCGUGCGUGCUCUCCAUUGGUUGAUGCAGCAAAGCGACUACCUGGUUCUCAAAGACCGCUUGGGCCUGGCUUUGCCUUUGAUUCUCCAAGUCCUGGACCAGACUUCAGAUGCUGUGGUCCGGCUCAUCGCCUGGGAUGCCGUGCAUUUGAUGUUGGAUCGUGCCCUGGCGACCGAAGUGCAGAACUUUCGACCACCUUUGCAGCAUGUUUUGGAGACUUGCUCUCCCCUCUUCCUGGAUGAGGAGGUCGCAUGCCUCGCCGUUGCACCUUUUUGUGCUUCAAGCGUGCUUUUCCUGCUUAAAGCUUUCAGCCUUGAUUGUAAGUUGGAUCGCAGCAAGAGCUUGGACUCCUUGCUUCGCUACGGGAGCCUCCACUGCAAGCCCAACUCGCGCGCCUUCGCGCUGUUCUUGGAGUUUGGACUCUUGCCGCUCCUCGCACGGGAAGCUUGGCUGGUUGCACCUCACCUGCGUGAAAUAGCAGAGCUCCUGCUCCAGAGCUGCGAGGGAGGCAACGCCUUGGAGGUGUUGCUUGCCUGGCAUGCCUUGCUGCUUCUGUUUGGAGGGGAGCUCCAAGGCCGUGUCAAGAGGUAUUUUCAGGACAUCCUUCUGCGCAUGGCCUUUACCUACUUGACCUUCUUUGCAUCCGGUCCGCCAGAAGGUCUUCAGCAAGAACCUGCGACAGGAUCUGGGAACUUCCUGUCGCCUGUGACGGCUGCGAUGACAGCAGCGGAGUGGACAGAGGUGUCUUGCAGAAGGGAGGAGUUGGACGUUGUACUUCGCGAUGCUGCACGAUUGUUAGCAGAGGCCGAUGAGCCAGGAGGCGAUCUUUUGACGAGGAGCCUGACGGAGAUGACAGCAUCGGCGUCACUGCCUGUGCCAUCGGGAAGAGCUGAAGAUCUGGCUCAUCGACUCGAGGACUUCAUCCUCUUUGUCAAGGAUGCUGUGGAGUUGAGAGAGCAGGAGAUGCGGGAGAGAGGAGCAGAGGCGAAAACGGGAGCUGCGCCAUUGCGCUUGCUUCACUUCGGCCUCCAGGCCCAUGGCAUCCCAUGGCCAGCAUUACCCUUCACGUAG